AUGGCACGAACCGGCGGCGACCAACCGUACUUCAACAACUACGGCGCCGGAACACAUGAGCAGAUGAUGAACCAAGUACCAUCAGUCUUCAGUCCUGGCAGCGGUCUGGAAAGUCUUGGCAUGCCCGAACACGCCACUUACUCGCAAAAUCAAACCACUUCGAUUCAGACCACACACCAACGGAACGGACCGAACUUCCCCUAUCCGAACUUCGCCUCUUCAGCCCAGCAAACCACGCUUCCGACUUCUCCAACCUUCCCUGUGGCGACAGCGUCAUAUCACGUUCCGACUCCUGAUAACACCGCACAGCCUCCUUACUAUCAACAAGGGGCUGGCUGGGAACAACAACAACAACCACCUCCUACAAGCGCCGUUUCAGCACCUCUGGCCGUGACGUCCUACGAAUUCGCGCCAUCGCAUGAUAUCUCGGAUCCUUACCUCGGUGGCGGUAACACUUACGGAUCGCCACCUGUCCUCCAGAGCCCAGUGCAGCCCGGUUUUGGUUUCUCGUGGGCAAACGGUUGCCCUCCGAACGGCCUUGGACCGAACACGCCUUCUCAAGGGGCCUUAGUGUCACCGACUGCAAGAACAUUUGGAUCGAUCAGCGCGCCAUCCGAAACUGGGUUCUCGGAUAACUCGGACGGCGUCACUUACGCAAACGUCAACGAGAGAGCCGGUCAGCAGCAGCAGCAGCAGCAAAACCAACAACAAAAGCAGCAACGGCAGCAACAUGAAUGGAUUCUAACUACUACCGAAACGAUCGAAGGCAAGAACGAGCAGGGUUCGUGGAAUAAUGGCGAAAGGAAGGCCUCGAGUCAGAGCAUGACACCCAUAUCUCGCGGAUCGCCGUUCAACACAGCGGCAGCAUUGGCGGCAUUGCCACCAGUGCAAGAAGGUGGUGUCAAGACCAGGAAGAACGAAACUGGAUCCGCAUCUACCACCGCUAGCAGAAACAAAGGAAAAUUACGAAGCGCCUCCCGGGCUCCGAAGAACAUCCAGCCGCGACCGGAAGAAACGCCAGAAGAGCGAAAGUCGCGCAACUCCCACAACCUGGUCGAGAAGCAAUACCGCAACCGACUCAAUGCUCAAUUCGAGAGUCUCCUGGCCGUGCUCCCGGACUCUUUGCGCUCUUCGAUGACCAUGAUGGGUGGCGCUGGCGGGGACUCGGACGGUGUCAACGGCAAUCGUGGUGGUAGCGUCAUUCCAGGCCAACACCCAUCGCUUGACUUCAGCAUUGAGCGGCGUCUGAGCAAGGCGGAGGUGCUGGAUAUGUCGAGGCGGUAUAUAUUGACAUUGGAAAAGGAACGGGAUACGCUGGAGAAGGAGAAGGAGCAGUUACUGCAUAGCAUUGACCAGUUGAGGCAUGGUCAACAGCAUGAUCAUCAUCUUCAACACGGACAACACGGUCACGGCGCUCCUGCUGUGUACAUGAUGGAUAGGAAUGGGGUACUGAUAGGGCAUGGACAUAUGAGAGGAGUUGGUGGUUGA
Molecule: messenger RNA, 1488 nt
Organism: Sordaria macrospora k-hell
Lineage: Eukaryota; Fungi; Ascomycota; Sordariomycetes; Sordariales; Sordariaceae
Molecular function (GO): protein dimerization activity
Source: RefSeq, a predicted model, not a curated record